AAUGAUGAGCUUGUGGGAACAAUGAUUGCUGAUGCCAUUGACAAAGUUGGACCUGAUGGUGUUUUGUCCAUUGAAUCUUCUUCCUCUUUUGAGACUACGGUCGAAGUUGAAGAAGGAAUGGAGAUUGACAGAGGUUACAUCUCACCUCAGUUUGUGACAAACCCUGAGAAACUACUAGUUGAGUUUGAGAAUGCGCGGGUGUUGAUCACUGAUCAGAAGAUCACUGCAAUCAAAGACAUCAUCCCCAUCUUGGAAAAGACCACUCAGCUUCGAGCUCCAUUGCUGAUUAUUGCAGAGGAUGUUACAGGUGAGGCCUUAGCAACCCUUGUCGUGAACAAACUCCGUGGUGUCCUCAAUGUUGUCGCCGUGAAGGCUCCUGGAUUUGGAGAAAGAAGAAAGGCUAUGCUUCAGGAUAUCGCUAUCUUGACAGGAGCUGAGUACCAAGCCCUUGACAUGGGCUUGCUGGUCGAGAACACAACAAUAGAUCAGUUGGGUAUUGCUCGUAAAGUCACCAUAAGCAAAGAUUCGACUACACUUAUCGCAGAUGCAGCUUCCAAGGACGAGUUACAAGCUCGUAUCUCUCAGCUCAAGAAAGAACUAUUCGAGACUGAUUCUGUCUACGACUCAGAGAAGCUCGCUGAGAGAAUAGCUAAACUCUCCGGUGGUGUUGCUGUCAUCAAAGUGGGAGCAGCGACUGAAACUGAGCUCGAGGACCGUAAGCUUCGUAUUGAGGACGCAAAGAACGCUACAUUUGCUGCUAUCGAAGAAGGUAUAGUUCCUGGUGGUGGCGCAACUUUGGUGCAUCUCUCCACUGUGAUUCCUGCCAUUAAAGAGAAGCUGGAGGAUGCUGAUGAACGUUUG
Brassica oleracea var. oleracea is the source of this 861-nucleotide messenger RNA. Its product is annotated as ruBisCO large subunit-binding protein subunit alpha, chloroplastic-like. The transcript is spliced from 2 exons. Gene Ontology annotation, molecular function: ATP binding; ATP-dependent protein folding chaperone. The record is from RefSeq and is a predicted model, not a curated record. Lineage: Eukaryota; Viridiplantae; Streptophyta; Magnoliopsida; Brassicales; Brassicaceae. The annotation marks the transcript as partial. Gene Ontology annotation, biological process: protein refolding.